AUACAGUAUAGUUUCAUAGAAUACCAGUAGAGACAAAGGAGAGUUUUUGAUAUAUAUUACUAUGGUAUAUAACGUUUGAUACUAAAAAACUAGCGCAAUGUAUAGAAAAUGCUGAUUUUUUGUUUUUAUAAAUUAUAAAGAUACUCAUAUAAAAUGUCUCAUAGUGAGACUACAUUGAGACCGCAGCCCCGAUUGGACAUCAAAUGGCUUAAAACUAAUUUAGAAACAUUAUUUACUUCUCAAGAUAAUUUAAUAAAUUCUUGGAAUGGGUUGAUAACUGAUGGAGAAUUAACAGGGGAUUUUUCUGUUGGAAGAUUAAAUAGUGCUGGGGUAACUGCAAGACAAGGAGAAUUCGGAAAAUAUUACUGUGGACAAAGGGUACUAACUUGUGCCUGUUGUGAUGGAAUUUGUGGUCCAAAUUGUGGUUGUAACUGUCAACCAUGCCAGAAACUUGAUGCUGAAGAAUCCACACAAAACAUUUCUAACAAGGAAAAAUUGCCAUCCAUUGAAACGUUACUCUAUAGAUGGGAUUGGGGACCUCAGUGUACAUCAGAACAGCUUUCUCAGAGCAUCUAUAGUUUGAACCAACAACAAGAAUCAUUAUGUUCCGAAGCAGCCAAUUCAACAUUAUCUUCCAUACGACUCUAUUACCGUUUAUUAAUAUUCAAACGAUAUUUUAUUGCAUUAAAUAGAACUCCCCAUCCUUUAGAAUCAGAACAUUCAAUUAUAACAAGGAGUAUAGAACAGCUAGAUCCCAAAUUGACAGCCAAAAGUAAAACUAUAUUGUCUAGUUUGGGUCCAGCAGCUAGUUUAGCUAGGGUGGGAUCCAGGGCAGCAUUGAAUUUCUCAUUUGCCUUCUUGAAAAGAGCAUGGAGACUAGGGGAAGAUGUCGACCUUUGUAGUGAACUAUUAAAUGAAUCUCUAGAGGCCCUUAGGCUGUUACCAAUUGCUACUUUAUAUGAACAAAAUAAUGUUUCACCUAUUUGGUUAGAAGUAGUAGAAAGAUCCAAUAAAUUUUUAAAACAAGUUGUAACAGGGGAUUUAUCUAGUGAGAGGCAGCACUGUAAUGUACCAAUAGAAGACCAAAAUAUUUCUUUAAAUUUACUGUUAGAAUUCGCUUUGCAAAAAGCAACUUUAAGCAGCAUUUUAGACAUAGUUUUAUUGUUACUGACAUUAUGGAAUAAAAAAACUCACAUUACGGACAACAGAUCAACUGAGGAUGGAGCCAGUGCCCCACUAUUGCCAUUUAUUAGAAGAUUAGCCGAAAUAGAACCUUCCCAAACUAUUUUUAUUAAUAAAGAUGAGAGUGAUCAAUUGGAUAGUAUUCCAAAAGUUUACUUAGAUUUGCUUGAGCUGCCUGAUAAUGAAGACUGUGAAAUAGAUUUAAGACAAGCUGCUGUUUAUAUAAUGGCACAUUUAGAUAGACUGGCAAAUCCACAUAUACCUCCUGUAUCUUUCAAUAAGUCAUCUCAAUACUAUAAUGGCCAGAGAGUAUGGGGCUGGGGUUGGCUCCCUUGGGCUACCGAGACUGGACCUCAGAACUGCGAUGCAAUAGCCGAUUUGACAAUCAAGGAAUUGUGUUGCUCGGAUAGGGGAAUUUUAAUAUUAACACAUUCUGGGAAAGUGUACUUUAUGUACUAUUCUUCUGAGACACAGUGCCCUCAAAUAAUAGAGUCUCUAAAGGAAAUAGAAAUAAUAAAAAUAGCUGCACAUACUGAAGGAAAACAUUUUAUGGCACUUACAAAAAAAUCUGAAGUAUAUUCUUGGGGUAAUGGCGAUGGGGGGCGGUUGGGUCACGGGGAUACGAGUUUUAAAGAGGAACCCCAAAUAAUAUAUGCACUUUUGGACAAAGACAUUGUGGAUAUUAAAUGUGGUGCUACCUACAGUGCUGCCAUAUCGGCCAAUGGUUCACUUUACACUUGGGGCAAAGGAUAUUAUGGUAGAUUAGGACAUGGCACAUGUGAUGAUUGUUUAGUACCCACUUUGGUAGCGGGGUUAUCUGGCCAGCAUGUCGUUAAAGUUGCUUGUGGAUCGGGAGAUGCUCAUACUCUUUGUGUUACUAGUCAAGGUAAAGUUUAUAGCUGGGGAGACGGAGAUUAUGGAAAACUCGGUAGAGGUGGAUCAGAAAGCUCGAAAAUUCCUAGACUGAUAGAAAAAUUACAAGACAUCGAAAUUUCGGAAGUUUACUGUGGUGCGCACUUUAGUGUCGCACUUUCCAAAGAAGGAAAACUUUUUACUUGGGGAAAGGGUGAAGGUUGGCGGUUAGGGCAUCCUAACGAAGAUCACAUAAGAAUUCCCGAACCCGUAGAAGUUUUGCAAGACAAACGAGUAGUUUCAGUAGAUGUAGGCACCGGGCACAUUUUGGCUUUAAUGGAUACUGGAGAAAUUUAUGGUUGGGGUAAAAAUGAAAACAAACAGUUAUUCGACACUCCUGAUAUUUACAUUCAACAACCAAAAUUACUGGAAGCUCUUAAAGGCCAAAAAAUUGUUGGUAUAUCUUGUGGCCCAUCGCAAAGUUUUUGUUGGACUGACGUUAAUUCUUUUGUACCUAAAACAUCCUUGCCGUUUGUUAUAGAUCUAACAGAGCAUACUUUUAAGUUACUGGAUCAAAUUCUGGAAUUAGUUAUAGUUCAUAAUCCAUCUUCACAAGAAAAAGAAUGUCUUGCUAUUUCAAUUUUAAAACUUUUACAAUUACAGUUGCACAGCAUUAUAUCCAAUAAUUUGGAUCCGAAAACAGCUGGUUUGGGUGUUAACAGUAAACUUCUAGCUAAUUUAAAAUCGCAAGUUGUUUAUCUAGCUAGCGCCGUAAAAAUACUACCGACAGUACAAGCUGCCGCUCAAGCAGCCUUACAAACGGGCUGGUCCGUUUUAUUACCUACUGCUAAUGGAAGAGCGAGAACUUUAUCAUCUUUACUAUUAAAUACAGUAGAUGUGGAACCAAAGAUGUGCAAGUCAGGUCACCGGUUUAUGACAGAUUUACUUGUUUGGAGUUUGAUGGCAGAUGGAGGCUUGGAAUUGGCAUUAAAUGAAGCUUUAAUUUCUGAAUCUUCUGAAUUGGCUGGUAGUGAUGACAAUUUCGAUCAAAUGACCUCUCAUAUAACAAUUCCGUUAUUAUACCUGGUCAGGCAGUUAGUCAGGAACAUUAGUGUCGUUACGCAGUCAACUAUCAAAGAAAUUGGUGCAACAGGCAAAUUACCAUCUCAAAAAUAUUUACCAUCACCAAGUCUAAAGCUUUUACAACGAUUUCAGAGGUUGUUAAUUGGCAAACUACACUUGAAAACAUCCGAAUAUGCAGAUACUGCUGAAACGUUGUUAAUUAAGUAUUUGGAUUGUUUCACAUGCUUCAUAACGAUGACUUUAAAUACAGCAUACGAUGUUUGCGUGGCAAAUCCCAAGAACUUCUUGAUAGUCCUGCAGAUAUUGAAAGAAGAUAUUAUUGGUAUACUACUUCCUGAAUUAUUAGUAUGCUUAAUUUUACUCGAGCAAGAGAUGGAAAUGUUUCUGAGUUCCAUGAACUGGUUAAAUGUAUUUAAUGACGUUUUAAAAUCCAUAGACAAAUUCUGCAGAUUAAUGCCUGAUAUAGAAUUACAUGAUGCAGAUGAUAUAGCUUGGCAGGGAAUCAUUCAAACUAAACCAAAUAACGCUGGUCACAAGAUAUAUGAUGAUUUACCUCUAAUAAGACAAGCUGAUCUGGAGAAUCACAAUUUGGAUGGUGGUAGAUGGGUUGUGAUUAAUAAUAAAGUUUAUGAUGUACAGGAUUUUAGAUGUGAUAAUCCUUCAGUGAACGAGGUUCUUCAGAAAUAUGCGGGUAAAGAUGUAGGCCAUAUUUUGAAUAACAGCCCACAAAGUAGCCAGCUAAUGCAACAAAUGGAAAACUAUGUCGUCGGUAAUUUUUGUCAACCAGAAAAUGAAAUUAAACAAAAUAAUCUGAAUAAUUUAAAUGUGUGUCUAAUGUUGUUAGAUGCUGAAAGAAACUUGGGUUAUUUAUUAGGUUUGCAUUCGUUCAAUUUAAGACAAAGUAUGUCUUUGGCACAAGAAGAAUUAUCCCAUAGCCAAUGGUUACAGUCCUCCUUUUUAAGUGCAGGCCUUCAGAUUGACCAACCUCCAAAUCCUUAUGAAGAUGAAAAAGGAGAUUCAAGGAGUACCAAUUCGACAGCAGAAAACACUCCAACGGAACCAAAAGUCAAUAUGGUUCAGAAGACUUUGAAAGUAUUUCAGCAACCAACUGAGAGAAUUAAAACAUUCAUUAAUGCCUUAGCAGAAAGUAGAUUAUCAGAUCCAUAUGUGAUAGCGUUUUUGGCUAUUGUAGAACAGCAUUCUAAGGCAAAUAAUUUCUUAACUAGAGUGGAUUUUUCUUUUGAACAUCCAGUAGAAGAAAUUGGUAGAGUGCUUUACGCCGUUUUAUUAAAACAUUUAGGACUUGGUUAUGUAUUGCUGCCUAUAAUAGAAGCAUAUGCAACUCAAUCCACAGUGAAAAUUCCUAAAUCUGUAGCAGAGGUAAUAAAAUGCGUUCAUCAAACAAAGUGGAGUCUGAUAAAAACACGUCAAGAAGUGAAUAAGGGGUACAAAGAAAUUUGCAUUCCCCUAUUAGAAAAAUGUCGCUUCUUGCUGUACGAAGUAAAGCCAGCAAUAAGCUUGGAAAUGGAAGCUUUCAAAAAAGUCAACGUCCUAUAUAAAGAACCUAGAGUACGUACUUUGGUUAGAAAAGUUAUCAAAGACCUAAAAUGCGGCAGACAUACUUCGGAAAUACAAAAACCUGAAGAUAUAGUAAACGCCACUAUCCAAUCGCAAUCGAUUGAAAAACACAAAUCAAGUGAAGACAUCACAAAAAUACGCAAGACGAGUUCUGAUGGUAAAAUUUCAGAGUCAAAAAGCGAAACAGACGAUGUGAAUAAUGAAAUUAAAAAUAAUACUCAAAAAGCAGUGGAUACCUUCAAUUCGAAUACACCAAAACCGAGUAAAAAUUGUGGCGAUAUUAAAAACGAUUUAGAGGAAAAAUGGAAUGUAGAAAAAACAGAGAUUAUGACUCGUUCUGAACCUACUCAACAGGAAAAAGAAAAGAAAAUGGAAAGCCACAUGAUUCUAACAGGUAUUGUUACCAAACUACAUGAAAAGCAAAUGAAGAGAGUCAGUAAUGAAAAUUUAGAUAUGAUACAUUCUAUUAUACAAUUUGUGACAAACUCAUCUUGUGAUGUGGAAAUUUUGAGAAAAGUCAUGUAUAACCAAGUAAAAAGGUGCAAAACAAGAAAAGAAGGCCUUCAAAUGAUACAUAAUCUUUUAAAUGAAGCAACCCUCCUAACUUCCGUCAAAUAUGCCAUUAUGAAUGGUUACUUAUCCUUAAACAAAAACGAGAAAUGUCAUCACUGUUUAGAUAACAUAGAUUUGGUAACGCCAUUUUUAAAAACCGACAUUUUGCUCUCUCAAUUAGCCGUAACAGAAUGGUGCAUAGAAACAUUAAGAGCUUUGAUUUUGAGAGACGUACCAUCCAAAAGUAGCAAAGCUAAGAGCACCAGCGCCAAAGUUAAUUUGAAUCUGGGUACUUACACUUUGUUGCGGGACGUACCGAGAGCUAGAAUGUUAUUAGCAAUACUAGGAAUACUAUCCUGUAAUAGGUAUAAUGCUUUGGAACUCAGCCCGAUUAUCAAUAGUGGAGUAAUAAGUUCAGUAUUAGGUCUAUUGAAACAAGCUGGAUCUGAUCAGAAAAUAGUGAGGAAGGUAUCAGAAUUUUACGUACUUUACGCCGAUAUGAUAGAAAGCCACAAACCAAAAACAAGCUGUUUGUCGGGACAAGAAUUGGCCAAUUUAAUGAAAUUGGGAACCAAGGUGGUAAGGGGAGCCGAUUGGAAAUGGGGAGAUCAGGAUGGUAACCCGCCUGGAGAAGGUCGAGUAAUAGGAGAAUUAGGAGACGACGGAUGGGUUCGAGUGGAAUGGAGUAACGGUACCACAAACAGCUAUAGAAUGGGCAUAGAAGGAAAAUACGAUCUAACUUUAGCUUCGCCCCCAUCACCUGUAACUUCAGAAUCAGAAUCGGAGGAACCCAGUGACCCAGGAACUCAACUGGUAAAAGAUAAUCAACUGAUUCGACUAUUGAGGGAUGCUAGUAUAAACUUUUUAAGAAACAUAGCGAUAAGUACUGGUUUAACAAAUAACAAUCUCCAUCCCAAUACUUUACACGGUUUAAGUAGUCUGUUUUGUUCGUCUUUAAGUUCUACUUGCUCGGAAUGGGUGGAUCUUACAUUGGUCCGUAGCAUAUGCCAAACUGAUCAACUGUGUAGAGCGUUUAGCACAAAACCUUGGAUAAAAAUGCUUCUAGGAUUUUUGUCGCCAUCUAGUAAUACGGGAGUGAACGAAUCUAUUCUUCUCAAACAAAUUCUGACAGUGAGAUUGCUACAAAUUGUUUUGAAAUCCUGGGAUAUGGAUAAUCCAGAAAUACCUGUACUUUUAGAAAAACUCCUAAAUAUAUUGGGAAGAAUUAUUCUGACCUGCUCAUAUGACACUUGUAAUAAACCACUGACUAUUACUAAAUCAUCGGUAUUGUUGACACAGUCUCAUAGUGGUACUUUGGCACAAGAAAUUAUAAAUUUAUUGAGGAUGUUGCACGGUAUACUCGGCUGGAAUCAAAUCUUGAAUGUUAUUUUGAUACAAAAAUUGAAUUUAGCAGCAUAUUUUUUGAGUGACUCUUGCUUGUCGACGUCCAUGCUCUCUGAAACACCGGCUAGUGAUCAGCAACAUUACAUGGUGGUUGCUUGUUUGAAUGUGAUUGGCGCCUGGGAUAUUAGACCUAGAAUUGGAGCAUUGGCGGAGGUCGAGGGAUCUCAAGGAACUGUAGUUAGAAUAACUCCGAAAGGAAAACUGUGGGUGCAGCUUCACGAAUCCGGAGAAGUUAAGAAAGUUCCCAUAAAUAGUAUUAAAUUAGUACAGGGACCAGACUUCAAUUUUGAUAGGAUGCUACUGGGAGAGAAUUUCGUCAAGACCUGGGCAAAUCUAUUGAUGUUUAGACAUUCUUUUAAUAAUCACGAUAGGAAAUCACUUCAUGGUCAAGUGAAUUUGGCUUAUUUGAGAACUCAACAGAACAUGUUGUACGCGCUAAAUGCCACUAGUAUACUACAUACAAAUCAAUACAAGUUACGCAAAGUAUUAAAAUAUCCAAUAAAUGGUAUGGAUCAAUCUCAAGAACAACAGUCAAUUGAAGAGGAAUUGAAUCAACAACCAAUACUGCUGAUACAAAAAUUGCUUUCUAAAUGUAUACAACCGAGUCCGCUAAAACCCGGUUUUACAAUUGAAGAAAUGCAACUAGCUGCCUUAAAUUUAAGCCAAUUCUUAGCAGCAGAAGGAAGUUUCGAAACUCCCGCUAAUAACAUUAAUAACGAAAAACCAACACCUAAAAACGGCACUAGAUGUAACAGUGAACUAGCCACACCAAAUAGCGAAUGCUCUGUAAACAGUGUAGUAAGCGAGCGUACCAACAAGAGAAGAGAAUUAGAAGACGAAACUCCCCCUCAUCCCAUGGUAUCACAAAUAGUAGAAAUGGGCUUCACGAAAAAUGCUGUCGAGGCGGCUAUUAAAUCAUUAGCAAUAACCCCCGAUAGCUACACCACACCAGAAUCAAUAGUUAGUUGGCUUCUAGAACAUCCCGAAGUAGCCGCUGAAGAUAGCGAUUCAUUAUCUUCUGUUUAUGACUCUGAAACGGAAUCGAUAUCAUAUGAUAAUGCCCUUGGGGCACAAUCCAUGAAUACUUACGGAGAUGAGAAACACCAAAGUUACGCUAGAAGAUCACAGUUUUUGUCAAACGACGAAUAUGCUAUGUAUGUUAGAGAUAACGCCGAAGUAGGUAUGUUAGUGAGGUGUUGUAAAAGUUACGAAGAAGUCCAACUUGGUGACAUUGGAAAAAUCGUUAAAAUAGACAGAGAAGGUUUACACGACUUGAACUUGCAAGUUAAUUGGCAGCAUAAGAUCAGCACCUAUUGGGUUCGAUUUAUUCAUAUAGAAUUACUGGGUUUUCCACCAUCUUUACCAGCACCAUCUACAAUUAAAGUAGGAGACAAAGUUCGUGUGAAACCCAAUGUUACAACUCCUAGAUAUAAAUGGGGUUAUGUCACACAUGAUAGUGUCGGUGUAGUUUCAGCAAUUUCUCCAAACGGACACGAUCUGACCGUCGAUUUUCCCAAACAACAAAAUUGGACUGGAUUGAUCACCGAAAUGGAAAUAGUACCAUCUUGCCACGAUGGCGUUAGUUGUAACGGAUGCUGUAUAAUACCGAUACGAGGACCAAGAUUUAAAUGUAAAUCCUGCGACAGUUUCGAUUUAUGCGAUAAUUGCUUCUACACAAAGAAAAAUCACAGGCAUCCCUUUUCACGAAUCGAUGAACCAGGGUCACCAGAAGUCCAUGCAGGUAGAGCUGGUCGAUACUAUAGACAUGAUACCAUUGAUCUUGAUGGAGAGUUGAUAACAGAAUGGGGACGAAUAGUAAAAAACGUUACAGUUUCAUCAAAAUAUGCUGUUCGUUUUGAAAUACCUGGAACCAUCUGGCAAAGUAACGGUUCACAAGGAAAACAUUGGAUUAGAUUGGAAGUUUAUCCAGAUGUUACUGUAAAGAGUUUGAAAGUUGGCGUAGAUCCAGGAGAUAAUAGCUACAUGCCUUCUGUUAUUGUUGUAAAUGGAGGAUAUGCCAUGAAUUCUAUGACGGUACUGAAUGUUGUUAAUGUCAAAAAUCACGAUACGUCGGUGUUGCUAUUGUCUAAUAUGGAAAAGCAUUAUCCUUUGAUAGAAAUAAACAUAAUAAAAUGUCGGAAUAAUGGUAUAGACUGUAAAAUUCAUGGAAUUACAAUAGUGGGUAUAAAAAGGCCAUCUUAUGGUGAAUUGAAAACAUCUGUGUCAUUUUUGGCCAACGACUGGGAUCUAACCCAAGAUUCUGGUACAGGAGCUUCAAUGGUUACGAUUACUCAAGAAGCUAACGGGGAAUUUCCUCAGAACACGAAUGGUUGCAAGGUUUAUGUAUGGGGCUUAAAUGAUAAGGACCAACUUGGCGGAAUGAAAGGUUCGAAAGUGAAACUACCAAUUCUCUCAGACUAUCUCAGUCAACUAAAACCGACACAUAUCGCCGGUGGUUCGAAGUCUCUCUUUAUAGUAUCACAGGAAGGAAAAUUAUAUGCCUGCGGUGAAGGUACUAAUGGUAGAUUGGGUUUGGGACAUAAUAACAAUGUUCCAACACCAAGACCUAUACCAUUUUUAAGUCAAUAUGUGAUAAAAAAAGUAGCUGUACAUUCUGGUGGAAAACAUGCGAUGGCUCUUACUUUAGACGGUAAGGUAUUUUCGUGGGGCGAAGGAGAAGAUGGCAAACUGGGACACGGUAAUAGACUUAAUUUGGAUAAACCACGAAUGAUCGAAGCUUUAAAGAGUAAGAAGAUCAGAGAUAUAGCUUGUGGCAGUUCUCACUCAGCCGCUAUCACAAGUAGCGGAGAAUUAUAUACAUGGGGCCUAGGAGAAUAUGGAAGGUUAGGCCAUGGAGACAAUGUAACCCAACUGAAACCAAAACUAAUAAAAUCUUUGAUAGGACACCGCAUUAUCCAAGUCGCUUGUGGUAGCAGGGAUGCCCAAACAUUAGCUUUAUCUGACGAAGGUCUUGUAUUUUCUUGGGGCGAUGGAGAUUUUGGUAAAUUGGGUAGAGGAGGAUCUGAAGGAUGCAACGUUCCUCACAAUAUAGAAAGACUGAAUGCAUUAGGAGUUAUACAAAUUGAAUGCGGGGCUCAGUUUUCUUUGGCAUUAACCAAAACUGGAGAAAUAUGGACAUGGGGGAAAGGAGAUUAUUUUAGGUUGGGGCACGGGACUGAUCAACAUGUUCGGAAGCCAACUAUCAUAGAUACGUUGAGAGAUAAAAAGAUUGUCCAUGUAGCGGUAGGUGCUCUCCAUUGUUUAGCAGUUACUGAAAACGGUCAGGUGUAUGCUUGGGGAGAUAAUGAUCACGGUCAACAAGGCAAUGGUACUACUGUCGUCAAUAGAAAACCGGCACUCGUUCAUGGUUUAGAAGACGUCCAUAUUAACCGAGUUGCUUGUGGUAGCUCACAUUCAAUUGCAUGGACAUUACAAGAUACACAAGCUACAUCAAAAGUUGAACCAGUGAUAUUUCCUGUCGCUAAAGAUCCUUUAGGAUCUUCUAUUCUGGGAUUAUAUGAUGGCGAGAAAUCUCAAAUGAGAAUAAAAGAUAAAAAUGCCCCAACGUUAAGCAGCAUUGUAAUGUCUUUGGAAAGUAAUACUGCGAAACAGCAGGCGUUGCAACACAUUUUAAAUGCCAUGUAUAUACAACAACUAAGACAGGCGAUAGUGAAGGCUCUGUGUAGUCAUACCUACAUUAAGAAUAAUGUUAAGGAGACAUGCUCAUCUGAUACGCCCUUGGAUCGAUCGGUGAUCAACGCAUCAUCAUUGAACAAAGAUGGUGAAAUUGCUUUUGGCGGAGGAGAAGCUCCUGUUUCCAUUACCGAAAUUACUUCGGUAAAUAAUCCCAAUCCCAUAUCACCAGAAACAGAAGAGAUUCCUGUAGCAUUACUGCAAUCCAUGACAGCGAGUAGUUGUUCAGCAAGCAUGUCGUCAAAGCAUUCUCUUAUGUCUACAAGUGCAAUGUCUGUAAUUGCUGCUACUCUAACUUCACACGCUGAAGUAAUAGGCGACGGUGGGCUUUCAGGCCUAGAUGAGUUUACUUCUUUAUUAUCGGAAAACGAUGCUAGAUUAUUGGUGGACCUGUUAAAAUUGGCAGUCACUGAUAGAAUCGAGGACGAACAAGCUAAAGAUAUAUUAUCGUCUGUUCUUAUAACUAUGGGUAGUUCAAAUCCCACUAUAGGAGCUAUGUUAUUAGAACUGUGCGUUACCGAAUUGGAAGACACUAACAAUAGUACACAAAGUCUAACUACAACGCCGCAUCCAGUUGUACAGGAAUCUAGCCAUCCUUAUGUGGAUGAUGUUACAUUAAGAGGUCACGUUCGGUUACCGGGAGCAGAUGCACUGAGAGUAGAAUUUGAUAGACGAUGCUCCACAGAAAGAAGACACGAUCCUUUGCAGAUUAUGGAUGGGUCCGGCAGAAUUGUAGCAACAAUGUCAGGAAGAGAAUGGAGCGAUUGGUCUUCUGAAUUAAGAGUACCAGGUGACGAAUUAAGAUGGACCUUUACUACAGACAGUUCAGUUAAUGGUUGGGGAUGGCGAUUUACCGUCUAUCCAGUUAUGUCCAGUCAUGGUUUAAGUGAAUUAGGUUCUGAUAGAGCCGUUCUGAGCCAACCGUCUAUGGAUAUGGUAAUGUGUCUUUUGGAUCCCAGCUUGUACGAAUCUGCCGAUUCAGCGUUGAUGUCGAGAUUAGCUGCAGCUUUGGCUGCAUGUUCACAACUUAGUUUUCUCUCUCCAACUCAAAGAAUGUGGUCACUCCAGCGUCUACAUAGACUUCUCGUGGGAGAAGACGAGAGAGGAAAGAUAAUUCCUUUACAAUUACAAGAACUUAAGGCACCCGAUAGUGCGUUAGGGUUACUUCUUGAAGAGCUACCUCAAGCUUUAUUAAGACAAUACGAAUAUGAAGACGGGUCUGUUAGAGCUGGUUUACAUUUGAUGCAUUCUGACUUUUUUAAGGUAUUAGUAUCACUCGCUUGCGAUUUGGAAAUGGACAAAAUGGCUAAUAUAGUAGAUAAUCACAAAUGGUCGUGGUUUAGGAGAUACUGUCAUGCAGAAAGAGUCGCCAAGGCGUUAAUUCAUAGAACCCAAUUGCCUUCGAGUUUUUGUCAAGAAGUCAGAAAAAAACUAGCAGAUACCAAUGGAGAAGGGCCUAAUGAUAUUUGGGAACAUGAAAACCAUACUCUGUUUAAAAAAGAACACGACGAACAGCUAUUAAUUUGGUUGAACAGGCGACCUGAUGAUUGGACUUUGAGUUGGGGCGGGUCUGGUACCAUUUAUGGAUGGGGACACAAUCAUCGAGGACAGUUAGGGGGCGUAGAAGGAUGUAAAGUUAAAAUUCCCACUGCAUGCGAAGCUCUUUCUACAUUAAGACCCGUACAACUUGUUGGUGGUGAACAAACUCUGUUUGCAGUAACAGCAGAUGGAAAAGUUUAUGCUACUGGUUAUGGGGCAGGAGGUAGACUUGGCAUUGGAGGAACAGAUUCAGUGUUAGUACCAACACUAUUAGAAAGUAUCCAACAUGUUUACAUUAAGAAAAUAGCUGUCAAUUCUGGAGGGAAACAUUGUUUAGCAUUAUCCGCUGAUAAUGACGUCUAUUCUUGGGGAGAAGGCGAUGAUGGAAAACUUGGUCACGGCAAUCGAUUAGCUUAUGAAAUACCCAAGCUUGUAGAAGCUCUUCAAGGAUAUGAAAUUAUUGAUGUGGCUUGUGGUGGAGCCCAUUCUGCUGCUAUUACCUCUUCAGGGCGUCUGUAUACUUGGGGUAAAGGACGGUACGGUAGACUCGGACAUGGAGAUAGUGAAGAUCAAUUUAAACCUAAACUGGUUGAAGCUUUAUUGGGAUACAAAGUAAUAGAUGUUGCCUGUGGUUCUGGUGAUGCUCAAACACUCUGUAUAACUGACGAUGAUAAUGUAUGGUCUUGGGGAGAUGGAGACUAUGGGAAAUUGGGAAGAGGGGGAUCUGAUGGUUGUAAGGUACCAAUGAAAAUCGAAAGUUUGGCUGGAUUAGGUGUUAUUAAAGUUGAAUGUGGCUCCCAAUUUUCGGUCGCUUUAACUAGAUCCGGCAGCGUAUAUACUUGGGGCAAAGGUGAUUACCAUAGAUUGGGGCAUGGUACGGGAGACCAUGUUAGAAGACCUAAAAAAAUCGCAGCUCUACAGGGAAAAAAGAUUAUUAACAUUGCAACUGGAUCUCUACAUUGCGUCGCUUGUUCAGAUGAGGGAGAAGUUUAUACUUGGGGAGAUAAUGAUGAGGGACAAUUAGGAGAUGGUACUACCAAUGCUAUUCAUCGACCAAGACUUGUAACACACCUUCAGGCGAACGUCAAAAAAAUUACUAACGUCGCUUGCGGAUCCGCCCAUACGUUGGCUUGGUCUACUAGUAAUGCCAGCAGUGCCUGUGCUCGUUUACCCACUGUAGCUCCGUUAGAAUAUGAUCUCCUUCAAGACAUUCCUUCUUUAGUUUUACAUUGCCGUUUGAUUCUUCUGCAUCAUUUUGCAGAAUUAAUUUGUCCUUGUAUAACUAUGUUCCCGAUCACAGGUCCAGAUUCUUUGCACGAAUUGAGGAAUAUUUUGAUUUAUUCUAUAAAGGAAGCUACGUUUAGGAAAGUUAUUCAAGCUACAAUGGUUAGAGACAAACACCAUGGGCCUGUAAUUGAACUUAAUAGAAUACAGGUUAAGCGAUCAAGAUCCCGAGGUGGCCUAGCAGGUAUAGAUGGCAUGAAAUCAGUUUUUGGACAAAUGGUCUCUAAACUCCCACUACUUACAUCAGAAACGCUUGCUUUACCUCACAGAGUUUGGAAAGUUGAAUUUGUAGGUGAAAGUGUUGAUGAUUGUGGAGGAGGUUAUAGUGAAAGUAUAGCAGAAAUGUGCGAUGAACUUCAAAAUGGUUCACUACCAUUGCUUAUUCCCACUCCAAACGGUAGAGAUGACGCUGGAGCAAACAGAGACUGUUUUAUUUUGAACCCACAGGCUAAAACAUGUUUGCACUUGAACAUGUUCAGAUUUCUUGGAGUUUUAAUGGGCAUAGCGAUUCGUACCGGAUCACCUUUGAGUUUAAAUUUAGCCGAGCCCGUAUGGAAACAAUUAGCGGGAAUAGAAUUGACACCCGCAGAUCUAACUGAAAUCGAUCGGGAUUAUGUGCCAGGCUUAUUAUGUAUUAGAGACAUGGCGCCAGAAGAACCUCUUUUUCAGAAUUUAGAAAUGCCAUUUUCGACACCAUCUUCUUGUGGAACUGAUGUUCAUUUGAGUACAAGAUACAAAAGGAUUACCUACGAAAAUCGACUCGAAUACGUUAGACUGGCUUUAAAUUUUAGAUUACACGAAUUUGAUGAACAAGUUAAAGCUGUAAGAGAUGGUAUGUCUAGGGUGGUACCAGUGCCAUUAUUGUCACUGUUCAGUGGGUAUGAAUUAGAGACAAUGGUAUGUGGAUCUCCAGAUAUACCUUUGACGCUACUGAAAUCAGUUGCUACAUACAAAGGUAUUGACGGUAGCGCUCCUCUGAUACAAUGGUUUUGGGAAGUAAUGGAAGAAUUCACCAAUCAAGAACGAUCAUUAUUUUUACGAUUUGUUUGGGGACGAACACGUCUACCAAGAACUAUUGCAGAUUUUAGAGGCAGAGAUUUUGUAAUACAGAUACUUGAUAAGUAUACCCCUCCUGACAACUUUCUACCUGAAAGCUACACUUGCUUCUUUUUGCUUAAAAUGCCUAGAUAUUCGUGUAAGCAUGUUUUGCAUCAAAAAUUAAAGUAUGCUAUUCACUUUUGCAAAUCCAUUGACAAGGACGAAUACGCACGAGUGGCUAUGACAGGUGAUUUGGCUGUCAGUUCAAGUUCAGAUGCAGAAAGCGAUCCGGAAAUGGAUAGCAGUCAUUGAAAUAAGAAGCCAAUUUCCCGUCCAAACUUUAUUGUUUUAAUUUUUAAUAAAAAGAGUAGUUUUAAUUUGCAGCGCUAUCAAAAAAUUUUUUCGACAAUUUUACAAAUGGCACUGCUCCUUUUUUAUCUUCAACCGGUUUUGCGAAAUUAGAGAUAGAAUUUUUUAUGUGUUACAAUUAAUGACGCAGCUGUCAUUGAAAGGUUUUUUUUUACCGGCGCACUAACCACUGAAUAUACUGUAUAAAAAGUUAACAAGAAAAAAAACAAGAUUUUGAUAGGGGUUAAGUUGGAAUUUCUGGAACCGUUGGUGAUAUGCAAACUGACCACAAUGUUUGCAAUACCACUACACCAACACUCACCAUUACAUUGUCUGACGCGCGUUAUCAUUUUUAGCCUCUGGAGACGAUAAUACUCAGAGAGUGUUGGCUUAGUGGUAUGUAAACAUUUUAUUCCUUGAGCAAUCAUUUUUGGUAUUUCAUAAAUAUGUGUUAAUUUGGGAUCUACUAUUUUAUAAAAUUGUACAGAAUCAGUAAAAUUGUCGAUUCUCUUUAACCAUUAUUACUGUCAGUAAAAGGAUUUAUUUUCAUUAAAUUUCUGUUUUUUACUCAAUCUCUGUACCGAAUUGUAUUAAAGCUUGAGCUUAUGGAAUGGAUGUUAGGUUUCUUUAUAUUUCCUUCGUUUAAAUAGAUAAAUUUAAUUAGGAGUUGAAUUUCACUGGCACUUAUCAGAUGCUUCCAAAGGAGCAGUAGAUUCAAAUACUAUCUGGAUUCAGAAAUAUUAAAGUUCUGCAGAAACUUUUUGGAUGACCUAGAAAAAUUUUCCUAAAUCAAAAGGAGUAUCAAAGGUCUUAGGAACGUUUGAAGUGAUGUAGCCUAGAAGGCACCGUGAUAGUUUCUCCCUUUACCUGAAACUUCUUACAGGAACAUUUUCCUACAUCUCAAAAAGGCUCCGGACAGAUAACAGACAUUUGUGCUUUUUUCUUAGAUCCAAACACUUUUGGAUGUGAUAGUAACAGAGUGCUUCUUUGUCAAUUACCUCCAUUUUCCAAAACUCCUAUAGUAUCUUCCUAAAUUAAAAGAAGAUUACAGGUCAAUAAAAUGCGUUUGUGCUCCUUCUUUCUAAACUCUAAUACUUUUUGAAUCGAGCAAUAUGAAAGUUCUAAGGAACUACAUGACAAAAAGGUUUCGAGCUAAUAACAAACAUUCGUGCUAAGAUCCAAAUAUUUUUGGAUGUUAUAGUAACAGAUUGUUUCAACUCUGGAAGACCCGUCAAGAAUGCUUCUUCUUCGGUUACCUCCCUUUUCCAAAACUCCUGGAGUAUUUUCCUAUAUCACCGAAACGUUUUGGAACAAUAAAAGGUAUUUGAUCUUCUUUUCUGAAAAUUUUUUUAUUUUUUUAUCGUUCCUACAUAUGUUAUUAGUUCCAGAUAUAGGUUCUAUUAGACUCAAUACUAUAUUUUGUGGGUUAUUAGGUCGUUCAUAUGGACCCUUAGGCUGAUUUCCAACAUAUACCUCCAGAUUGGAAGCAUAAGAUGUAGAGAAAUCGACUAGGGCAAAUAUUUUUAUUCCUUAUCUAUUAGGCUUACUUGGAAUAUACUGCUUGAAAUCACUUCGCACUCUAAAUGCCUCGAGCUUUUCAUCAAUCAUUGUGUUUGCUCCAAUUGUAUAUGUGUUUUUACAGUUUUCAACAAAAAGGUCAAAUUGGCUUCUGAUUGGAGCUAUUUUGUUACAAUGUCUCCUUUCUUCUCUUGUUGUCAAAUCGUCGAAACGAAGGCAUCAUAGAAGAAAAUGAAAUUGAUCGUGAGAAAUAACUAACCUUACCGUAGAAAAAUAAAACAAGCCUGAUGUUAAAACAAAAACGUGAACCCUGGCCUCAGACCAAAAUUAAAAUAGUUCAAAAACUCAAAUACACACACAACGACAAACUGAUAUGCAGGUACUGAUGGUACAGAUAAAGGUCAACAAUUUUGGUCUGUUUUUUACCUUAUUUUCAUUUUUUUUAAUGAAAUUUGAUGAAAACAAACAAAAUUUUCCAUAACAGUUGUUGUUUAUAACAUUUUUUUUUUCAUCUGAAAUAAUAAAUUAUUGGAAAUUUUUCUGUAAAGCUAAGAGAUUUGUCGAUAUUAGUCUUCUGAAAACCUUUCAAAGCUUUGAUCUAUAAUAAAAGAAAGCAAAUUUAACAAUUAUACGUUUUUCUAUAUAUUUACCAGUUAUUAAAGAAAUACUGAAAUAUUUCUAUUGGCUAGAAAUAUUAUAUAUUUUAGAGAAAAACGAACGAAAUUUUUUUGCAAAACUGGGCUUUAUUUGUUUUAAAAUAAAGUAUUAUUUUCUAUAUUGAGAGAUUAUUUUGUUAUAGAGCUUGAAAUACAUUAUUUUUAUUGUUAUCGAUUCCCAAUAAAUUAUGUUGACAUUCCUCGAAUUUAAUAACUGUCAAUUGACAUUUUUACUCACUAUAUCUUCAAAGCUAUUGUAUAUUUUGCUACAAACACAAAUUUUGCUACAGAUCCGAGUGUAUUUUUUGGAUCGCUACACAAAUAUUUAUGUGCAUUUUUCUUAAUUGUAUUAUUUUCUGGAUGUAUCGUACUAGUCAGUUAUCUAAUAAAAAUUAUAG
This is a messenger RNA of Diorhabda sublineata, 17125 nucleotides long. RefSeq names its product E3 ubiquitin-protein ligase HERC2 (gene HERC2). Gene Ontology annotation, biological process: protein ubiquitination. The coding region runs from base 154 to 14517 and encodes 4787 amino acids. Gene Ontology annotation, molecular function: zinc ion binding; ubiquitin-protein transferase activity. The transcript has 53 exons. The record is from RefSeq and is a predicted model, not a curated record. Lineage: Eukaryota; Metazoa; Arthropoda; Insecta; Coleoptera; Chrysomelidae.